Messenger RNA from Carlito syrichta (Philippine tarsier), 933 nucleotides. Its product is annotated as olfactory receptor 1F1-like. Gene Ontology annotation, cellular component: membrane. Lineage: Eukaryota; Metazoa; Chordata; Mammalia; Primates; Tarsiidae. The record is from RefSeq and is a predicted model, not a curated record. Gene Ontology annotation, molecular function: olfactory receptor activity; G protein-coupled receptor activity. Gene Ontology annotation, biological process: G protein-coupled receptor signaling pathway.
AUGAGAGGGACAAACCAGUCAGGAGUCUCCGACUUCCUCCUCCUGGGACUCUCCAGGCAGCCCCAGCAGCAGCGACUCCUCUUCAUGCUCUUCCUGAGCAUGUACCUGACCACCAUCCUGGGAAACUUGCUCAUUGUCCUGGCAAUUAGCACAGAUGCCUGUCUGCACACUCCCAUGUACUUCUUCCUCAGCAGCCUGUCUUUUGUGGAUGUCUGCUUCUCCUCCACCAAGAUGCUGGCCAAUCACAUACUCGGGAGUCACACCAUCUCCUUCCCUGGGUGUCUCACACAAAUAUAUUUUCUCUGUGUGCUUGCCAACAUGGACAAUUUCCUCCUGGCUGUGAUGGCAUAUGACCACUUUGUUGCCGUGUGCCACCCCUUACACUACACAGCAAAGAUGACUCAUCAGCUCUGUGUCCUGCUGGUGGCUGAAUCAUGGCUAGUUGCCGACCUGAAUGCUCUGCUGCACACCCUGCUGAUGGCUCGACUCUCAUUCUGCGCAGACAGUGCCAUCCCCCACUUCUUCUGUGAUGUGACCCCCCUCCUGAAGCUCUCCUUCUUGGACACGCACCUCAGUGAGAUGAUAAUUCUUACUGAAGCAGGACUCAUAAUGAUCGCCCCUUUUAUUUGCAUCCUGGUAUUAUAUAUCCUUAUUGCAUCUGCUGUCCUGGGGUUGCCAUCUCCAAGGGGAAGGUGAAGAACCUUCUCUACCUAUGGCUCCCACCUGGCCAUGGUUUCCUUCUUCUAUGGCACCAUCAUAUCUGUGUAUAUCAACCCCUCAUUCUCCUACUCAGCUGACAAAGAUACAGUAGCUGCUGUGAUGUAUACAGUGGACCCCAUGCUGAACCCUUUCAUCUACAGCCUGAGGAACAAGGACAUAAAAGGGGCUUUUGGAAACGUGGUUGCUUGCUAUGGAAUUUUUUCUAUUCAAUAA